Messenger RNA from Chenopodium quinoa (quinoa), 1499 nucleotides. RefSeq lists its product as uncharacterized. NCBI's taxonomy places the organism in Eukaryota, Viridiplantae, Streptophyta, Magnoliopsida, Caryophyllales, Amaranthaceae. The record is from RefSeq and is a predicted model, not a curated record. Gene Ontology annotation, molecular function: RNA-DNA hybrid ribonuclease activity; nucleic acid binding. The coding region runs from base 235 to 1077 and encodes 280 amino acids. The transcript is spliced from 3 exons.
GAAAAGGUUCACUUCCUUAAAAACUAACAUCAACGUAACUCCCCAAGUACUAAUUAAGCAUGCUACCCACUUUUUGAACUAUAAUCUUUUCAUCUUCCUCAACCUUAGCUUACUCAACUACUUGUAUAUAUUACACAUUUACACAUCACAAAUUUACAACAUACGCCUUACUAUAGAUAGUCACAAUGAAUCCCAAAGGAAACCUUAUAAAUAAAAGUGUUGUUGAAAAUGUGAAUGAUCAAGGGCAAAUGCUCAUCUUCACCAAGGCUUUUAGUCUUUCAUUACGCCUCGAACCCGAGGAUGAUUUCCCUCAUCCAAGGCAUCUUUGCUUCAAAUACCCUUUUGGAAAAAUCGUCUCCUAAGAGACAUUGCAGUAAGUGUUACUGUUACGUGUGUGAAGAGAUUGCACCUUGCAAAAUGUGGAAGAAGAAUCCUAAGAGGCACUGCGACGCGACUGAUAAGGAUGAUAAGUGGAAAUUAGAGAGAAAAUACAGGAAGAAACUCCCUGGAUGUACUAGAAUGGAUUACCACAAUCUUACUGUAAGUGCAUCCAAUUUAUUUCCUGAUGGACCUAACGCGCCAAUUCGUGGAUUUUCUGGUGGACUAAUUUGUGACAGUGACGGAAAUUGGGUCAUUGGCAUCUCUAUGCGCCUCCUUAACAACGUCGACCCAAGUGACCAUUCAGUUUCAUUCUACAUUGCUUUCCUAGAAGGCCUUCAACUUGCAUGGUCGAAAGGGUUACGAUGUUUAGAGGUUAAGCUGGGAUUUGUGUUCCAUAAUGAUUUUUGGAAUGACUUCAGUACUGAUGCAGUGAGUAGGAAACUUCGUCUGUGUGUUGAUCAUAUAUGCUGCAGAGAUAACCAGACAAUGGCUAUACUGAAACAAGUGGAGGAUUACCUCAACCGAGAAUGGUUUAUCAGUGUGAAGAAUACGGAGUCAAUUGAGGAGGAGACUGGAGCUUUUACUGUGGCAACUCUGGCCGUUUCUCAAGCGCAAUCUAAGAAAGUUUAUGACUUCAGAACUUACCCUUUGCCCCCAGAGACUUAUACCAGAGACAUUAAAGGAAAAUUUUUGUGAAAUUGCGAAUUUUGUGUUUGAUACACCUGCUGAUAGGAAGUAUUUUGGAUUGAAUUAACAGCUACUUCUCUAAUUAUUGAACAAUUUUAGCAUAUAAGGUCACUACCAUUUAAGUUUCACCAAGCGAAGAAGAUUUUCUCACUCGUCUUCAAGCAGCAGUUUACUAGUCUCCCUAUCUUUCUGGUGCUUUCAUGUUUUGCUUUUUUUUUUCUUUGAAGACUGUUGUUUUUGGAUUUAAUGGCUUGUUUUGUUGAAUGUUUUGACUUUUGAGCAUCUUAAUGCUUAGCUUUUAUUGUGAUUUGCUGCUAUUACUUUGAACCUUGGUUGUAAACUUGUAAUAUGCAUGUUAUGUGUUUAUUUGAAACUUGUCACUGGCGUUUGUAGCUAUUUAACGAAAAUCUAGCUUGAAAAAGAUUGGAAAU